AUGCCUCUCUGCGGAGGAGGCAAGACGGUUCAUCGCAAGCUUGUCCUAUUAGGUGACGGUGCUUGCGGCAAGACUUCACUGCUCAACGUAUUUACCAGAGGGUACUUUCCUACAGUAUACGAGCCCACCGUCUUCGAAAACUACGUCCACGACAUCUUCGUCGAUAAUGUCCACAUCGAGCUCUCCCUCUGGGAUACCGCGGGCCAAGAAGAAUUCGACCGCCUGCGCUCCCUUUCUUAUGACGACACCCACACUAUCAUGCUCUGCUUCAGCGUCGAUUCCAAAGAUUCGCUCGAGAACGUCGAAUCGAAAUGGGUGGGCGAGAUUGCGGAGAACUGCCAGGGUGUGAAGCUCGUGCUUGUGGCGCUAAAGUGCGAUUUGAGGGAGAGGGGCGGCGAUGAGGAGGAGGAAACGGGAGCGAGGUCAGGAGGGGAGAAGGUCAUGAUUGACUACAAGCAGGGGUUAGAAGUUGCAAAGAGGAUCCAGGCGCUGCGAUAUCUGGAGUGCUCAGCAAAACGAAACCGGGGCGUGAACGAAGCAUUCACAGAAGCAGCGAGAGUCGCGCUCUCAGUCAAGGGCGCCGGCACGUCUAGUGGAGGGAGCAAGUGCUCAGUGAUGUGA
Letharia columbiana is the source of this 621-nucleotide messenger RNA. RefSeq lists its product as uncharacterized. The transcript is spliced from 4 exons. Bases 1 to 621 code for a protein of 206 amino acids. The record is from RefSeq and is a predicted model, not a curated record. Gene Ontology annotation, biological process: small GTPase-mediated signal transduction. Gene Ontology annotation, molecular function: GTPase activity; GTP binding. NCBI's taxonomy places the organism in Eukaryota, Fungi, Ascomycota, Lecanoromycetes, Lecanorales, Parmeliaceae.